GAGAGACAUAUCAGAUCCACACAGAGAGCUUCCUUUCUCGCAAAAAAACACUCCUCCACUGAAGAUGGAACAGCUGGAUCGCAACGCGCCCCCGUACCCAUGACCAAUUAAGCUUGAGCGAGCAAUUAUUGUCUUAGAGGAUCGCGCUGACCAUCAUCUUUUGACGAUCUCAAGAGACACGUUUAGAGUAUUUCACGAUCAGUACCUUAAGUGUAACACGUCGUGGGUUUUUUUGUGUGGAUUAUCUGAAGGUGGCUGGAUGUUGAGGACGGAGUGCGUCAAGUGAGCGCACGUAUCCAACAAGUGGAUGCAUGCAUUCGCUCGCAGCAAACAAACGCCGGGACUGAAAGCACAAACAAGCAGUGGAUUGAUAACCUGCAAAUAUCGAUAGAUCGGUUUACAGCAGAGAUUAAUGAUAAUCAAAUGUGGGGCUGGUUUGUGGUGAUGUAUAUAUGUGCGCGUUGUCGGCCUGAGGUAGUUUUUGAGUGACUUGGUGUGUUAACAAGGACAUUUUUUUUCAAGCAAAUAACAAAACUGCAAUGAGGUAAGACACCACGUUCAUUUUUCUUUUUGACCGAAAGCAAGAUUUCCGCGGACACGCUGCGGUAUCCACCGUCUCCCACCUCACCCCUCUCCCCCCAUCCAUGGACUCGCUUCUUCCUUCCCUCGGCGACCGUGGGGGGAACUUGGGAUUCUGUCUUUAGACAUUUCUGUAUGACGAGGGCGCAGGUGGCAACCAAAGGUCGCAGCCAUGCCGAUGCACCCAGUCACCUCCACGUUGAUGUACCGGGGGAUCUGCACCAUCCCUGACAUCCUCUCCUACAGCGCCCCGGUGAACCUGCCCGAAGACGAAGUGGAAGAGAUCCGCGAGGCCUUUAAAGUGUUUGACCGUGAUGGGAAUGGGUUCAUCUCAAAGCAGGAGCUGGGGAUGGCCAUGCGCUCCCUGGGCUACAUGCCAAAUGAGGUGGAGCUGGAAGUCAUCAUUCAGAGACUGGACAUGGAUGGCGAUGGACAGGUGGACUUUGAGGAGUUUGUCACUCUUCUGGGCCCAAAGCUGACAGCAGCUGGGAUGCCAGAUAAGUUCAACGGCACUGACUUUGACUCCGUGUUCUGGAAGUGUGACAUGCAGAAGCUAACAGUUGAAGAGCUGAAGAGGCUCCUCUAUGACACCUUCUGUGAUCACCUCUCCAUGAAAGACAUUGAGAACAUCAUCAUGACUGAGGAGAACCACAUAGAGAACCCUGAGGACUGCCAGGUGGAUAUAGACAGUUCCAGCCCAACGCAGCAAGUAAAGCAAACUUGUGUGCGCAAGAGCCUGAUAUGCGCCUUUGCCAUUGCUUUCAUCAUCAGCGUCAUGCUCAUCGCAGCCAAUCAGGUGCUGCGGAGCGGCAUGAAAUAGGAGCGCCAACACUUUCAGCCUUGACCACCAACUAAAGGCUGCGUUACAGAGAAAUGACUGUGGAGAUAAAGCUCAAAAAACAAGUACAACAGACAAUCACGCAGCUGUAAAACAGGCAUGCCUGCAGAAUAACUGGAGUCACCAAGGACACUACAUGUGCAGGAAUUUGUCUUGGUGAAAGGGACAUUUCAAGGACAACAGGACCUCACAUUCAAAGAGACAGCGCUGUGUUUUAAAGUGGACAGAUGACUAUACAUAUCACUCUUCGUAACACAACAUUUAGUAUUCAUUAGCUAUGUGCAUUUGAGCAGUGUUGCAUUCAGUAUGGUGGCAGCUAUAAAGAGACGUGUAGUGACUGUCCAGUUUUGUAUUUGUCCAGUGUACCAUGCGGUUUAAUAUAAAUGAGUAGAAAGAAAUGUGUGAAAUAUUGUGGGGACAUUGGAGAAAAUAUAUUCCUGAGGGCUGGAAGGUGUUGUUAUGUGCAAGGUCUGGAGUGCAAAGCAUUGUGGAGAUAUUGUAUGCAGUGCAACAUUGUUCAAAAACCACCUGGGAAUAAGGAUAGCUUGGUAACAAACAAAUAAUAGGGUUUGCAGGGAGGCACAUGUGAUUUUGUGGAUGGUUUUGCUUGUUUGAGGCUGCAGGGAUUCAGUCUGAGCAGGUCGGAGGAAGAUGAAGCAGGUUAACAGCUCGCGGGAGAAAGGUGUUGAGGUCUGAAUGGACAGGUAACUGGCUGGAAAGUGGCUGGACAUGCAGUAAACACUCGACUCUCUCUGUCUCUGCUGCGGGGCUUUGCAGGCCGCAGAGGAUGAGCAUCAUCUAUGCAUGAAGUGCAUGGAUUUAAACAGUCGUCUUGACACAUUUGUAAAAGUUCUUAUCAGUGUAUUAAUCAUUAUGACUGUGUAACAGCUGUUUUCAAUUAUUUAAUGACAACUGUGAGCAACUGUGUGGUGAGAGGUUAUCAGCUAUCACGACAAAAAGUAAAGCAAACAACUGCAUGAAAAAGAAGGGCUGCUUUAGUUCAUGCUCGUAAAAAUGAUUAUCCAGAUUGCUAAUCUGUGGAGCUUUUGCCUCGCGGGGCAUCUGAUGACCAUCGGCCACUGUCACCGGAGAGCAAACAACUAGAAGAUGUGCAUCAAUCAACCACUUAAAGAAUAUGCAUCAAAACUGAUCUGGUUGGUAGAGCAGAUAGAAAUGUGCAGGAAUGUAUUUUGUCUUCUUAUUUUAGUUGUUUUCUGUCUGGAUGCGUUGCUAUAGAGCAAUAAAUGUAUGUAAAAUAGACAUUUCACCAUGCUUUGGACAUACAUGAAUCUUCAAAAACGUUAGCACCAAUGGACCUAUUUACUGUAGAGGUGGGAAAAGUUUGCACCUUCAACAUAAGGUUUUGGCAAUACAAUAGAUGUGGCUCUGAGGAGACAAACCCUUGAGAUUCAGUGAGAUCCAGACAGAUGACAGAUGUGUGUCAGAAGUUGCCCUGUGCAUUGAAGAUUGAGAAGGCCCAAAUGGUGUAAACUGUUGCAAUAAAACAUAAAUAUCUGUGAAGCACCACAUGACUUUGACUGGGUGUAACUUAGAUUGUUGUGCAUGUAUCUGGGUUAGGUCUGUCAUUAUUAAUGUGUAUUGUACAUAUAAACCAACUUCAACCAAAGCUUCAGAGGGAUCUGUGACAGCAGAAUUGGGCCACAUAACAAGAGCAAGCUCAGUAAACAACUGGUGAAAUUCACAUUUGAAUUACUGAGAAGAGACCAGAAAUCCUGCAGAAGUCCCACACCCACUUGGGCGGAUUCACAAAGAACAGAUUGCGGAUGCUGAUAUUGCACAUAACUUGUAACCUUUAUCCACUCGUCUCAAGGACUGAUUCACAAAAGAUUUUGAGCUAAUGAUACAGCUCAGUUGCCAGAAGAUAAUGUUGACAUUAUGUGUUUCUGCAAACCACUCAUAUGUUACAUUUUCAUGUUUCGUAUGCAUCAAAUGUCUAAGGUGAUGCCAUAUAUGAUUUGAUGACACAUUGUCAUCCCAACUUAUCACAUGGUGCUGCUGUCAGUGACCUUCCGUGUUUACUCAUGACGUUUUAGGUAUCCUUCUGCAUCAGCUGUUUAGGCUCCAGAAUGCCCUUACUUUGAUAUCAACAAAUGCAUCUGGUGGGAUGACGCAGUAUGGUCCUAAUAUUUACACAACAUAAGCACGUGGCAAACAACGUGGACAGGCACGACGGUUAGGAUUAGGAAACAAGGUCACAUAUGGUUAAGUUUAGGCAAAAGAGGCAUGUGGAAGGUGUGGUAAACAAAACCUCACAUCCACACAGGAAGCGAACUCCACCUUCCUUCCACCCUCCUCCAUCCUAUGAGCACAUUUGCGCUCCUUAUAUUAUGUCCUUACCGACGGCCAGCAUUAUUACCUGACGCCAUUCUUGCAUGUGCACACAACCGGCUCCUUCCGGCUGCGUUCUCAAGUGACACCCACUGUGCGCAAUGCAUGUGGAUGCGUCUGGUGCCGUCCGCUGGCAUAUAACAACAACGCCUUCGGUUCUGUCCGGGUGUUUCCUCAUCUGACAGGUGGACACAGAAGGUGGCUUUUGGCGUCACACUUGUAGAGCGAAAGCACUGACGGAACAGACGUAUUUGAUAAGUUCGGAAUGAGAACAGGCUGGACUUGUGGCAUCGUGAGGUGGAGGGGAUGGUGAAUGGCAUCUAACUUAGGCAAGACACCUGCCGCGCUGCUGAUCAUUGUGAAAAGACAUCACCAUUUUUUUUUAUGUGCAACCCUUCAUUACAUAUGUGCUUUUAGUGCCGAAUCUGGUUGUUUUUCAGCAACCUCUUCCUGCUUUUCUAGCAGCCCUUGCAACACCAAACAUGUUUUAAGCCAAAACAUGACCUCUUUCUCAUUAUAACCAAACGAUUUUUGUUUUGAACUUAAUUACACCUUCACCAGUGUUGUUGAGAAAUGCAAAGUUACCACAUAUCCGCUAUAAAAUAAUGCAUGUAACAUGUCUGUGGUUUGCAAAACCAUACAAUCUCAACAUUUUUUGUGGUGAUUGGGUUAAAUGAUAUUACUGUGCAAACACAGCACUACAGGUUUGCAGCUGUAUGCAAUUUGCCCCCCUAUUUUGCAUCUGAUUGUGAAUUAUCCAUGUGGCAUAACAUAUAUUUUGCCAGUGCGCCAAGAACGCAGUGAGCAGAACAAUAGCAGAGAGAAAAAUAAAACAGAACAUUUCAGACUGCGAGUCACAGCUUCUGACCGACGAGGUGGAGAGGCAUUCCUCAAAACCUCAGUCAAGGAAUUUAAAUGUGACAGAGAAAAUAUUGGGUAUGUCUGUCAGUGCUGUUGGUGUUUGCAAUUGCACACCUUGAGACUGUAUAAAAACAUGGCAUGAUUUCAAAUGGAGGACAAAAGAAAAAAUGACAUUACAUGCCUCAGUAGCUUUUAAAACAGACUGAUCCCCUCAUAAAUGCAUGUCGACUACCACCAACUCUGCUAAUAAUUCCAAAGUAACUGCAUAUGGCUGACUAGUGCCACUCCACUAUUUUCAGAUCAACAGAUCACCAUCAGGAAAGAUCAUUUUUUCCUAAGACAUCUACCAAAAACAAUAGUUUUUGAAUUCUUGACAGGACCAAGAUGUAUUUAAGAAAAGUCAAAAGAAAAAAAGAACAACCUUCAAAUACCCUCAAUAAAUACACACUGCAAUAUAGAGAUCUAAAUAAUUCACAUCUUAAGAAUAUUCCUUUUUAGGAUCUCUAUUGGUAGCUCCCCAAACUUGGAUCUCACACAAGAGCCAGAACCUCACAGAUGAAACAAAAUUAGACUACCCUAUCGGCCAGAGCCAGGCGGGAUAACGAUUAUCUGAUGCACCCGGGCAAUUUGUCAAAAGUGUCAACUCUGCGGGGAACACACCAGAAAAAAAUAAGAGAGAGAGAAAAAAAAAGCCCAUUUAUUAAGAUACCUUGGUUUCCAUUUUUGCACUUUAAGAUGUGCUGCAGCGCACAGCAACAACUCACCGCCAUGAUUGUUCAUCCAAUUCCAGAUAUAGUUUAGGCACAAAGAAUUACUUUACCAUAGAUGUAUCUAUUUUUGUGAUAAGAAUAUGAUGGAAUAGAAUAUCAACUGAGUGACAAAUGAUACUGUCUCAUUCGUUUUCUAUUAUAUCAUUACUGAGGGGACAUUUUCAUGGGGAAUAAAGAUAUAACAAUAAUUUGAUUUGUUGCCUUAUUCUUUGAGACACUUUGGCAAUGUGCACACACAUACAAAUGCAUCAAUCAUGGGUUUAUUAUUUAU
This is a messenger RNA of Plectropomus leopardus (leopard coralgrouper), 5668 nucleotides long. It is a transcript of the gene cabp7a, whose product is annotated as calcium binding protein 7a. Gene Ontology annotation, cellular component: trans-Golgi network membrane. The record is from RefSeq and is a predicted model, not a curated record. Gene Ontology annotation, molecular function: calcium ion binding. NCBI's taxonomy places the organism in Eukaryota, Metazoa, Chordata, Actinopteri, Perciformes, Serranidae.